This is a messenger RNA of Adelges cooleyi (spruce gall adelgid), 1356 nucleotides long. RefSeq names its product cell-death-related nuclease 7 (gene DNaseII). Gene Ontology annotation, molecular function: deoxyribonuclease II activity. The transcript is spliced from 7 exons. NCBI's taxonomy places the organism in Eukaryota, Metazoa, Arthropoda, Insecta, Hemiptera, Adelgidae. The record is from RefSeq and is a predicted model, not a curated record. The coding region runs from base 107 to 1177 and encodes 356 amino acids. Gene Ontology annotation, biological process: apoptotic DNA fragmentation.
GAUAUGGCUUUUAACACGACAGAUUAAAAUACAAUUUUUUACUAAAUAAAAUCAAACGGAUCAUUGUUACUUGUGUUUCAGCAUUGUCAAAACGUUUGUUGUGAACAUGAAAUUUGUAUUUUAUAUUUCAAUCGCCUUGACAGCGGUCGUGGCAUUUGGCGACAAACUUCAGUGUAAAAAUCCCAGUGGACAACCAGUGGAUUGGUUCGUGGCUAUCAAACUUCCGAAACUUCAAGGAAACUUUUCCGAUGGAACAGGGUACAUUUAUAUGGAUUCACAGAAUAAGACCCCUAGUUGGUCGUACCAUCAAGCGGUAACAAUAGAAAAUUCUGCGAUGGGUCACAGCGUCUCUCAGAUAUACGUCUCUUCCGAGAGUCAAAAUGACACCCUGAUGUGGUUAGUGUAUAAUGACGAACCGACCAAUGGACCGGUGCAAAUGACUUUGGGUCACACUAAAGGAAUGGUUGCAGCAGACAAGGAUUCUGGCUAUUGGUUAGUGCAUAGUGUACCCAAAUAUCCUCAGCUGCCUUAUCAAAAUAAUAAUUCGUACACCUAUCCGCCAACAGGAGUGAAAUUUGGUCAAAGCUUUUUAUGUUUAUCCAUGCUAUCUCAAGAACUUGAUAAAGUCGGUGAUCAAAUUAUAAAUAACGAAGCCAAGGUGUAUGGCAGUCAUUUUGGUAAAAAUCUCCAAGACAUAUACCCCAAGUUGUAUAAUGCCACUCAGCCACAUGAUGUACCUAGUAGCGACAUCGAUCCUGUGAGAUUACAGCAUUUACAGACUAUCAAAGGUUUCAAGGUGUUAUCCAUAGCAAAAAAUAGACAAUUUGGAAAAGAUUUGUAUGAAGAUUUGGUAACCAACCUAGCACAAUCGGAUCUAUACACAGAAACUUGGUUGAAUUCGAGAGACAGGUUUAACUCAAGUUGUUCUAAUAAAUUCAAAACAAUGAAUAUUAAAUCGAUAGUCAUGAAGGGUGUAAAACUUAGGUACAAAUCGUCUAAAGAUCAUUCAAAAUGGGCUACUAGUGUAAAUAAUUCAAUCCCUUUAACUUGUAUUGGAGAUGUCAAUCGAGCCGGCGAUCAAACUCGACGAGGUGGUGGCACUGUGUGUAUAGAUUCGUUGAUCAUAUGGAAUGAAUUCAGAAAACUCGUUGACAACAUUGAGAAAUGUAAUAACUAAUAUACUCACUUUUUCAUUUAAUUAAUUACUCAAUACUCUACUGUAACACAUUUAGUUUUUAAGUACUCGUUCAAUGCUUCUUCUCCUGAAACAUUUUAAUAUCAAACAUUUUUAGUGUACCUAUUCAUGUUGUUAGUAAUUAUUAAUUAAUCAAUAAAAUUAAUUUAUAAACUCUCAAA